Mycena indigotica is the source of this 459-nucleotide messenger RNA. RefSeq lists its product as uncharacterized. NCBI's taxonomy places the organism in Eukaryota, Fungi, Basidiomycota, Agaricomycetes, Agaricales, Mycenaceae. The record is from RefSeq and is a predicted model, not a curated record. The transcript is spliced from 3 exons. The coding region runs from base 58 to 459 and encodes 133 amino acids.
GGCCUCCAACUGCUCACAAACGCCUUUCCUGCUUUGAAGCAUCUGGCAUUACGUGCCAUGCCACAUAUGGAUGAAGUCACACCAGACGGACACAGUGUAGCUAUAGCUUAUCUCGAAGAACUGGCCUCCAUCCCUGCUACGCUUCUCACGCCGACGCUGCAGACCCUUUCCUUGACCUGGCUAUCAAGUCGCCGUGGCUGUCUUCCUGGCCUCACCGUGCAAAAGCUUCGCACCAUUCGCCAGUCCAUCACGCAACGGUAUCCGACACUCAACGUGCUUGGUGUUGACGCGGGCUCUUUUGCGCUCAGAUGGGAGCGAAAUCGGAAUUGGGGUCGCCAGGAGGAAUACGGCACAGAUCAAGAUGACGGCCUACAUCUUAGGCAUAUUCGUGAUCGUCUCGACAAUAUGUGGGAGGAUAUUGAGGUGGCAGAAGAGUUGAAAGGCAGGGAAAGCACUUAA